Molecule: messenger RNA, 599 nt
Organism: Rotaria sp. Silwood1
Lineage: Eukaryota; Metazoa; Rotifera; Eurotatoria; Philodinida; Philodinidae
Source: the annotation of a GenBank genome assembly
UAUCUGGUUAUGUUUUUGCUAAAGCAUCACCUACAAAUACAGCUCAUGAUACUGCUCGUAUAUUAAUGGAAGAAAUUAUCUUAAUUCAUGGUUCACCCGACACAAUUAUUACUGAUCAAGGCACGCACUUCAAGAACGAACUCUUACAAGCUAUUUCACAUUUAGUUGGUUGUAAACAGAUUUUUUCGACACCACAUCAUCCACAAACAAAUGGGCAAACGGAACGAUGGAAUUCGACAUUCGUAACACAAAUCGCCAAAUAUUGUAAUACUGAUCUUAACAAUUGGGACACAUUUUUACCAUCUAUCGUUUAUGCUUACAAUAAUGGCAUACAUAGCUCAACUGGACUUAGUCCAUAUCAACUAGCAUUCGGACGACGACCACGUCAUCCAUUUAAUCCUCAUGCAACUACCUUCGUUUUCAGCAAACCACAUGAUUAUUGGACGCAACUGAUGCAAUACAGAAAUACAGCUUUAAAACAAGCAAAACAACAUAUAAUACAUCAACAAGAACUAUCAAAAACUCGUUUUGAUAAAAAUCGAUCGCAUCCGACUUUCGCUCUAGGUGACCUUGUGUGGGCGAAAGUUUUUGUUGGAUGA